AAAUAAUGAAAACUUGAACUCACUAUGCCAUAAUUGAUCAAGUUAAGAACCUCCUCCUCAUUCAUCAAAGCAAAAUAGUCACAAAAAUUAAAACCGACACUUUCUUCCAUUCUCAUUACUUUCGUUAAUUGCGCCACCUUUUCCAUUCAAAGUGACUGAGUUUCACUGUCAUUAAGGUAAAGUACCACAAACCAGAACCAGAACCUUCUCUUUCCUCUCUCAUCUCCUUCUGCUGCUACUCAUUGCCACUGCACACACUCUCCAUUCCUUCCAUUUCUCAUCCUUUUGGAUUGAAAUCAGCAUACCCAUUUGGCAAAAGACUCCACCUUUGCAGCCAACAAUGGGAUUCACCAAACCCAAAUCCUCCAUUCUCUCACUCCUUCUCAUAGUGUUAACUGUUUUUGCAACUGCACAACAGCAACAGCAGCAACCUAUCAAAACUGUUGUUGUUUUGGUCAUGGAGAAUCGUUCCUUUGACCACAUGCUGGGGUGGAUGAAGAAAGCCAUCAACCCAUUAAUCGAUGGUGUCAAUGGAGAUGAAUGCAACCCUGUUAACACCACAAAUCCAAAGCAUAACUCUAUUUGCUUCACUGAUGAUGCUGAGUUUGUGGAUCCGGAUCCGGGGCAUUCGUUUGAGGAUGUUUUGCAACAGGUAUUUGGUUCUGGUCCUCUUCCUUCUAUGGAUGGGUUUGUGGAACAAGCAAUGUCAUUGUCUCAGAAUCUCUCUGAGACUGUGAUGAAAGGGUUUAAGCCUGAAUCUGUGCCUGUUUAUGAAACUCUGGUUAGAGAAUUUGCUGUUUUUGAUAGGUGGUUUUCUUCAAUUCCGGGUCCAACUCAACCUAAUAGGCUUUUUGUAUACUCUGCUACUUCUCAUGGUGCAACAAGUCAUGUCAAGAAGCAGUUAGCAAUAGGGUAUCCUCAAAGAACCAUCUUUGACUCAAUGCAUGAGAAUGGCUUAGAUUUUGGGAUUUAUUUUCAGAACAUACCAACAACCCUGUUUUAUAGAAACCUGAGGAAGUUGAAAUACAUAAAGAAAUUCCAUCAGUUUGAUUUGAAGUUCAAGAGAGAUGCUAGAGAUGGGAAGCUUCCACCAUUGACUGUAAUUGAGCCUAGGUACUUUGACUUGACUGGCUUGCCUGCAAAUGAUGACCACCCAUCUCAUGAUGUUGCAAAUGGGCAAAUGCUGGUUAAGGAGGUUUAUGAGGCUCUCAGAGCAAGCCCUCAGUGGAAUGAAACUCUUCUGGUUAUUACAUAUGAUGAACAUGGUGGAUUCUUUGAUCAUGUGCAGACUCCUUUUGUCAACAUUCCUAAUCCAGAUGGGAACACUGGACCUGCUCCUUAUUUCUUCAAGUUUGAUAGGCUAGGCGUUCGGGUGCCAACUAUCAUGGUCUCUCCUUGGAUAAAGAAAGGGUCUGUGAUAGGUGGCCCCAAAGGACCUGCUGAAAACUCUGAGUUUGAGCACUCCUCUAUUCCUGCCACCAUAAAGAAGAUGUUCAACCUAUCCUCUAACUUUUUGACGCACAGAGAUGCAUGGGCUGGGACAUUUGAGCAUGUUGUUGGGGACCUAAGUGCACCAAGAACAGAUUGCCCAGUGACUUUGCCGGAUGUGACGCCCCUAAGGAAAACUGAAGCAAAGGAAAAUGCUGGUCUGUCUCAGUUUCAGAGUGAGGUAGUUCAGCUGGCAGCUGUUCUCAAUGGAGACCACUUCUUGAGCAGUUUUCCAGAUGAAAUGAGCAAAAAGAUGAGUGUGAAGGAAGCUCAUGAGUAUGUAAAGGGAGCUGUUUCAAGAUUCAUAAGAGCUAGCAAAGAGGCCAUCAAGUUGGGGGCAGAUGAGUCUGCUAUAGUGGAUAUGAGAUCAUCUCUCACUACUAGAUCUUCCAUUCACAAUUGAUAUAAAAUUACAUCCAAAAACAAAAGAAGAAAAAGAGAGUUGUGUGGCUAUAUUUGUAUCUAGUUAUAAGUCAUCUGAUUACUGUAUUUGUUAGAUUUUGUUAGGAUUAUGAAUGUGGAAUGCAGUUGAAGGUAAAGGAGGGUAAGUCUCUCAAAAUAUGCGGUUUGAAAGUGAUGGAUUGGCUCGUGAGUAAUUUCGAAGAAGAAAACUCCAAUGCUAUUGUACAAAAAGGACAAGCCAAUAUUAUAAAUGUAGCGCCAUAAUUUUGUUUUGAA
This is a messenger RNA of Lotus japonicus, 2166 nucleotides long. Its product is annotated as non-specific phospholipase C6. Gene Ontology annotation, molecular function: hydrolase activity, acting on ester bonds. The record is from RefSeq and is a predicted model, not a curated record. Gene Ontology annotation, biological process: phospholipid catabolic process. Lineage: Eukaryota; Viridiplantae; Streptophyta; Magnoliopsida; Fabales; Fabaceae. Bases 341 to 1891 code for a protein of 516 amino acids. The transcript is spliced from 3 exons.